UACACGAGCAGUGACACAUGCCCCUCUCCUCUCUCUCUCUUGCAGGUGACAGAGACACUCCCGUAAUAUAAAACCUACGGGGGCUUGAAGAGGAGGACAUGCAGCUCCUCCAAACAUAACAUCUCUUCACCUUACAGGCGAGAAGAAAGGGAAAUCAGGUCUAUGAUCGCAUCACCGGCGGGACCGGUAUAGAGAUUUUAGCUUUAAGUCUAUAUGGAUCGGGUUGACCGCUUCCAUCGCUCGAGAGCACAUUCUAGAAUAGUCUGUGCAGUAAUAGUGGAUGCGAGUCGMGCGCGGUGAUACUGAUUAUAUAAACAAAACGAGGAAAGCAGAAUGAUUGCAUUGUUUUAGACGACUGAGUCUGAAACAAAAUCAAUAAAAAACAGCCUAUAUGAACGACACAAUUAACAACAAUGGAGUUUGAGACUUGAGCUUGCUGCAUUUGCUAAAGUGAGUUGUGUCCAGGUAAUGGAGCGCUCCAGGCCUACAGAAAUGAGUGAGUGAGUAGGCCUAUUAUUUGAGACACCGACCUUCAGACCCCAAGGCUCUCUCAGAACAGAGGAGGGCCAACCUUUCUCUCUGGCUCUGACCACCAGUCAGCCAGACACAAGUCCCGGGGCUCUUAAGGUUYCCAUGACCACAGCUCCCCAUGGCCUGUAUCACCGAGACCCGCGCCCCGUCCCCCUCCCUCUCAGAGUUCAACACCUCCCUCUCAGAACACACCCCUCCCUUCCGGAACCGGCUGGACGAGUCCCCCGCCUGCACCCCUGAGAUGGAUCUGACCCCCACCCAGUGUGUCCUACGGAACGUACUAUCUAUAGACACCGGGGGUGCCCCGGAGCCCGACGGCGGGGGAGGUGGAGGUCAUAACGGUGAACAUACCUGUGGGGGCCACAGCCCCACGCCUAGCGAGGAGCAGCAGGAGCACUUUGCCAACAGUGUGCUGAAGCUCCAUGAGAACGGGGAGGGAGGGGGUAGGAUGGAGGGAGGGGGUCAGGAUGCGGAGGGAGGAGCGGUGCGGAGCCAGGCUGAGGAUGUGAGGCUGCUGUCGGGAGGAAGUGGAGGGUUUCUGGAGGGACUGUUUGGGUGUCUGAAGCCAGUCUGGACCAUGAUCGGCAAGGCCUACUCCACCGAACACAAACACAACCUGGAAGAGUUGUGGGAGGUACCGUUUGAGGACAUCUCAGAGCUGCAGUGGGUGGGCAGCGGGGUCCAGGGGGCUGUCUUCCUGGGUAAACUCCACGGACAGGAAGUAGCUGUGAAGAAGGUUCGAGACAUCAAGGAGACAGACAUCAGACACCUGAGGAAGCUCAAACACCCCAACAUCAUCACCUUCAAGGGUAUCUGCACCCAGGCUCCGUGCUACUGUAUCCUAAUGGAGUACUGUGCGCAGGGCCAGCUGUAUGAGGUGCUAAGGGCGGGCAGGAAAAUCACCCCCUCCCUACUCAUCGACUGGGCCAUGGGCAUCGCUGGGGGCAUGAACUACCUUCACCUCCACAAGAUCAUCCACAGGGACCUCAAGUCACCCAACAUGUUGAUUACGUACGACGACGCAGUGAAGAUCUCAGACUUUGGCACAUCUAAGGAAAUGAGUGAUAAGAGCACCAAGAUGUCGUUCGCCGGUACGGUGGCCUGGAUGGCCCCGGAGGUCAUCAGGAACGAACCCGUCUCAGAGAAGGUUGACAUCUGGUCGUUUGGUGUGGUACUGUGGGAGAUGCUGACAGGAGAGGUGCCGUAUAAAGACGUGGACUCCUCGGCCAUCAUCUGGGGAGUGGGCAACAACCGCUUGAACCUGCCCGUCCCAGAGAGCUGCCCAGAUGGAUUCAAAAUACUGCUGCGACAGUGUUGGAGCUGUAAGCCCAGGAACAGACCUUCUUUCCGUCAGAUCCUCCUACAUCUGGAUAUCGCUUCAGCUGACCUGCUGUCUACCCCACAGGAGACAUACUUCAAAUCUCAGGCGGAGUGGCGAGUGGAGGUGAAGCAGCACUUUGAAAAGAUCAAGUCUGAGGGGACCUGUAUACACAGAUUGGAUGAGGAGAUGAUCAUACGACGCAAAGAGGAGCUCAGGCAUGCCCUGGACAUCCGUGAGCACUACGAGAGGAAACUGGACAGGGCCAACAACCUCUACAUGGAGCUCAAUGCUGUCAUGCUACAGCUGGAACUCAAGGAGAAAGAGCUACUCAAGAGGGAGCAGUCCCUGGAUAAGAAGUACCCAGUAUGCGUCAAACACCACAGCUCCAGACAAGAACGCUCGUCCAACUCCAUGGAGAAACUCAUCAAGAAACGCAACAUACCUCAGAAACUGGCCUCUCACACCAAGAGUAGGCCAGACCUGCUGAAGUCAGAGGUGAUCCUCCCCAAACUGGACUCCUCCAUCACCCAGGUGACCAUCCCCUCUUGCCCCCAGAAGGGCUCCACGUCCCCGGGGAGGUCGCGUCGGGCCAAGUCCCGCUACAGGAAGGCAGGGAAGGGCAGCAGUGGAGACCUGGCUGGGCUGAAGGCAGCCCUGUCCUCUAACCUGGGCUUGGCUAAUACUAUGUCACUGACCACCACCAACACCACCUCCACACCCAGCAGCAAGCAGCACCUGGACCCCAGCGCAGCCCUGAGAGGUCUCCAACAUGACCUGCUGCUGAAGAAGAUGUCUUCAUCCAGCCCGGACCUUAUCUCCACCGAUCUGGAGGCAGAGGGCCGCAGCAAGGGACAGGAGAAGCCCGGCCUGGAGAGAGGGGGCAGCCAGAGCGCCUCUGCUGGCCUGGGAGGAGGAGGUGGAGGGGGAGGUCGAGGUGGAGGAGGGACAGACGAUCAGGCAGAGACCCCAAUGCGUAGUGACACCCCCAGUAAGGACGCGGCCUCCAUCCCGUUCUCCAGUAGCCCAGAUUCACCCUGUGGGAGGGGGGCGACAGCAGGGAGGGGGUCGGUGCUGGGAGGCCCAGGGAGAAUACCCCAGGAUGAGAAGGAGGAGGAGGAGACGGGUAUCAUAAGGUCACCCAGGUGCUACCUCACACCUGCAGCACUGCUCUACCGAAAACAAGUCACACGCAAACAGAGAUGUGGUGUGUCCUCAGAGGAAGAGGAAGGGGAGGUGGACAGUGAGGUGGAGUUACCGCGGAGACGUCGGCCAGUGAGCAUCAACAAGUGCCAGUCCCUGUCCACCUUCAGCUCUGAGAACCUGUCAGCAGUGUCCGUGUCGGACGGAGAGGAGGGCAACACCAGCGACCACUCCCACAGUGGCACGCCCGACGUGGUCAGCACCAACACGGAUGAGCGGCUGGACGACAAGAGCGACGACCUUCUGUCCCAGGGGUCGGAGAUCUCUGCCGACCCUACCCUUGACCCAGCCGAAGGCCUAUCAGAGGAGGCCACCAUCCGCCAGGUCAAGACCCAGCUCAACACAGAGCAGAGCUAUGAGGGCCUGUAUGAUGACUCUGAGUGUGACAGUGCUGAGCUGGACUACUCAGGCUGCACAGAGCCCCAGCCCCAUAGGCUCCCCAGCACCAACUGGUGAGGAGGCCAGGCCACAGCCUCAGACUGAGACCCAGGCCCAUUCCCCCCCAGACCUCAGCCCCAGCCUCCUGGACAGGCCUAUGUACAGCCAACCAAACACCCCCCACCCUCAACUCAACCUCCCUUCUCUCAUUUCCCAGUCCCAGCCUUGCAAAAACACUUCCAACAAGCCAACUCACCUCACCUACAGGGACCUCUGCAACACCAUACUACAGAUGUAACUUCUACAUGUUAAAGUGAUUCUUUCACUAUCCGUUGUUCUUUCACUAUCCGUUGUUUCUUACUUCUCUAUUUUGUCCAAAAAAUUGUCAUACUUUAUUAUCUAUUCUAUGUAAAGUCUCCCAUUCAGAUUAUAUGUCUACAUUGUCAGAGAGGCAUCUGCACUUUGUAUACUUGAUUGGUACGGAUUAUUUCAUGUCCAAAAUCUUUUGUUUCCUCACAAGGAUCGUGCACUGAGUGUCGUUUAAUUUAUUUCUUGGGUAUUAGAGAGAAAAUCAAUGUUUACAUUCUUCCUCUUUAUAUUUUCACAUGUAUUUAUAAAUGUUUUUCAUCAGGGAUUUUGUUGUCCACAUUUUUUUAUACAAUCUGUAUUUUAUUUAAUGUAACAUGUAUGUAAAUAUUUGGACCUCUUGAGACACUUAUUCAAUUAACAAACAUUUGUAAGAGUUGAAAUGUGAGACUGGAUCAUCUAAUGGUGCUGACUAAUGUUUUACACUAGAGGGCGCUAUUGAAUUGUACCAGACAACAGAACUCGGGUGCAUUCAGCAGGGCACAACAUUGUGGAUAUUUCAGAUAGAAAAAGAUUAUGUAGAACAUACAUACCUCUCUGACAUGUAGAACAAAUGAACCAUGUCAGCUCUAUUCAUGACAUUUCUAUCUGAACCAUUCAACGUUUGCCUACUGAACAUGGCCCUGAACAGAUAUUCUAUUGGUCAGAUACCGGAUGCUGUUCAUGAAGAUGAUGACAGGGCAUUAAUAAGCAUAGAAAUAUAAUCUAAUAAUUAUAUUUCUAUGGCAUUAUAUUUCUAUGGCAAGACAGGUUGAAGAGAGCAGAACAAUGAUAGAUAAUGAACAACACCAAGCAAUAUGUCCACUAACUCUGAAUCAUUCCCCUGGCUGUAAACUAAAACUACAUCCCCUUUCUUCCAGGGUCUGACCGCACUUGUUUUUGUAGAUUAACUCGUGUUUAUUUGGUAUUGCACUCUUUAUACUGUAUUAAAAUGCAAUACUACGUACUAGGAUACCAUUGAGAACAAAACCUCAGGUCAAAUCUCAAAUGGCACCCUAAUCCCCACAGCUCUGGGUCAAAAGUAGUGCACUUCAUAGGAAAUAGAGUGCCAUUCGAGACGAAGCCUCAGUCACCGACCAUGUGCAUUGCCAUCUACAAGUGUAAAGAUACUAGAUCAGAUCACUAAAGCAUGGUUGUAAUAUAGUAUGUAUGGGUUGUASUUGUAUUUUUUGUCCAAAUGCAGAUGUUAGUCAGAGCAUGAGGCUCAGAUCAAAGGGACUUAAUCACCCAUAGAAACAGAAUCUAUAGAAAAAAGGGAAUCUACCACUCACUAAUUAACUCAUGAGCAGCAGACUAGUGUGUUCCUAAACUAACUAGUUGUUCUGCAACUAGUUACUUUCCUGUCAACUAAGGUUGCGUCCCAAUUCUAAAUCCUUAUCACCUAAAUGUGCACUUGUUCACUUCCCUUCUUGGAUUGAAAAGGAAAGGACUGCUGUAAGAAAUAUGGUGGAACCACCCUCUACCAAUCCAAAUAUAUGUUUUAUUGCGCAAGUGUGAACUCGGGCAGCAUCGGGAUGCAAUAGAGGCCUAUGUUUAAACAGCCUCCGUUCCAUCCUCUCCUAUCAAAUGACUCAGCAGGUUCCAUUUGAUAAGCUAUAAAAUGGCAGCUCCUGUGUUCUGUAAGGUUUUAUAUAUCCACUAGUAUUUAUUUUCUGUAAAAGCAUACAUUUUGUAAAAAACGGGUUAAAAAAAAUCUCUGAAUUUAUUCUGUCCUCAUAACUUUUAAUUGGUUUUAUUUUCUAGGCUUUUUUGCUCAUCUUUCUCAAGGGUGCCAAUCAUUUCGGACCUGACUGUAGAUGUGGACAAAUAAUGAAUUGUUUUGUUGCCAAUACAGCAAAACACCACUGCCCUAUGGUGACUGGAGAAAGAGGCUCCUGUAUGUUUCYGAUUAGCCUGAUGUGUUGAUUUGUCUUACCAAGUCCCUAUGGUAAAUGUCACGUUAAUGUUUGUGCAGCACAACACUAACCGAUUUGGCUCCAAGCUAGUUUCCAAUAUGCUGAAUCAAAAACAGACUCCUCGUCCCUUUGAAAGUACAUGUUUUGUUUUUAUAUCACAUCUGUGUACAAUAAAUAUAUUUAAGAAACAAAUAAAAAUCACUGUUCAAAAACUGGAAAUGUGGGUGUCAGACUUUAAUGCUGGGUAAGUGUUAAAGUGUUCAUAAAAUCAUAGCAGUGACCAUUCCUAUGAACUUCAGUGCCCA
This is a messenger RNA of Salvelinus sp. IW2-2015, 5996 nucleotides long. RefSeq names its product mitogen-activated protein kinase kinase kinase 12-like. Gene Ontology annotation, molecular function: MAP kinase kinase kinase activity; ATP binding. The record is from RefSeq and is a predicted model, not a curated record. Gene Ontology annotation, biological process: protein autophosphorylation; JNK cascade. Gene Ontology annotation, cellular component: cytoplasm. Lineage: Eukaryota; Metazoa; Chordata; Actinopteri; Salmoniformes; Salmonidae.